Molecule: messenger RNA, 1896 nt
Organism: Meloidogyne enterolobii
Lineage: Eukaryota; Metazoa; Nematoda; Chromadorea; Rhabditida; Meloidogynidae
Source: the annotation of a GenBank genome assembly
UUUAUUUUAAUUAUGUCUGCAAAAGCAGAGGCUAUUUUGACUGAAGAAGAACAAGAACUUAAGAGAUCGUUUCAACGACUAAGAGAAAUUAAAGAGGCCGUUUUUGCGACAAAAUCUGUUCGGACUGGUGAAACGUCAAAAACAAAUAAAAAUGAUGUUUCCAAAGCACAGACUUUGCAAGAGGCGGAGGCUCGUGCGGAACAAGCUCGUCGCAAAGCUGCUGAGGGUCAACUUGCCUUCAAUCCAUCAUCAGGAAAUAGAACUUCAUUUAAAAAACGAAAAAAGAAUACAAGUGCCGAUGCAUCUCUUAACCAGUCUAUUAUUGGCGAACAACCAGCUGCAAGAGAUGUAAUGGAUGGUAUCGUUUUCCAAAAUAGAGUUCCAUCAAUGCGUGAUUUUAAAAUACCAAAAAAGAAGCCAAGAACUAGCGAAUCAAAUGAGGCAGAUCCAUUUAGUAAUAAAGGCGAUGAUAAUAGUGGAUUUUCUAGUGGAGGAUUCUCGAGUGGAUUUUCAAGUGGUGGAGGAGGUUCUAAUCGCAAGCCAUCUCUCGAUAAUGCUUUUGGAGGAAAACCUCAACGAUUUGGGGAAUCUGCCAACUCUGCUGAUUCUGUUGAAUUUGUUGGAGAAACGAGAGAAAAUGCUUUUGGGAAUUCAGGUUUUGGGGGCGGUGGUGGUGGCUCUAAAAAGUCUUCCGGAUUUGGUAGUGGAGGAAAUGGUGGAUUUUCAAAGAGUAGUAAUAGUUGGGGCGGCGGUGGAUUCCAAGAAAGCAGUGAACGUAGAAAUUCUAAUAAUGAUGAAGGAGGAUUUGGAAAUGUUGGUUUUGGGAAUUCAAGUUUUGGUGAAAAAAGUUCUGGCGGUUUUGGCGGGGACAAUAAUAAUAACGAUGGAGGAGGCGGAGGAGGAUUUUCUAAUUCUGCUUUUGGGAAUUCAGGUUUUGGGGGCGGUGGUGGUGGCUCUAAAAAGUCUUCCGAUUUUGGAACUGGUGGAUUUGGAAAUACUGGUGAUAGUAAUAAUAAUGAAGGAGGAGGUGGUGGUGGAUUUUCUAAUUCUGGAUUUGGAAACAGUGGUUUUGGAAAUUCUAGUUUUGGAGAAAAUUCAGAUGAUAGGCAACAAAAUAAUGGCUUUGGAGGUGGUGGAGGAAGAGGUAGAGGAGGAGGUGGUGGUGGAAGAGGUCGUGGCGGUGGUGGAGGUAAUAGAGGAGGAGGUGGAAGAGGCGGAGGGAUUUGUAACUUCUUCGCUCGCACCGGAAAUUGCAAAUAUGGAGAUACUUGCAAAUUUAAACACGAACAAGGCGAAGGUGGUGGAGACUCGUCAAAUAAUCGUGGAUUUGGUGGAGGAGGCGGUGGUCGCGGUAAUGAUCGUCGUGGUGGUAGAGGAGGAGGAGGUCGAGGUUUUCAACGUGACCGCGGUUCAAGUGAACAAAGUGAUGGAGGAAGUGGUGGAUUUGGCGGUGGGGGUAAUAAUAGUGGCGGGUUCCAAAAUAAAGGCGGGUUCCAAAGUGGAGGAAAUGGAGGAGGCGGUUUCAGUUCAGGAGGAUUUGAGACGGGUGGAUUUUCAAAUAGGUAUCUAUCAGUAAUUAAAUAUUUUUUGGGCUCUUUAUUCCUAUACAUAUUUCACUUUGUUUACUUAAAAGUAUUUAGGCUUUUUCGCGAGGGUAGAAAAUAUUUAUAUAACAAAAAAUUAAUGAAGAGAAAGCUUUUAAAUUCUAAAAUAAAUUUAACUUUCAGCGGGUUUGGAGGAGGUUCAAGUGGUGGAUUUGGAAAUUCUGGGGGUGGCGGAUUUGGUAAUAAUUCUGGUGGUGGAAAUCGUAACGGAAAGGGACGUCGAGAAUCAGAUGAGGGUGCUGGAGGGGGCGGAGGAUUUGGAAAUGAAGGUUUUGGGAAUGGCGGUUUUUAG